Octodon degus (degu) is the source of this 2159-nucleotide messenger RNA. RefSeq names its product VGF nerve growth factor inducible (gene Vgf). The coding region runs from base 219 to 2054 and encodes 611 amino acids. The record is from RefSeq and is a predicted model, not a curated record. Lineage: Eukaryota; Metazoa; Chordata; Mammalia; Rodentia; Octodontidae. Gene Ontology annotation, biological process: carbohydrate homeostasis; regulation of synaptic plasticity. The transcript has 2 exons. Gene Ontology annotation, molecular function: neuropeptide hormone activity.
CCAGCGUGCUGGAGCCAGAGCUAGCGAGCUGCCCGGAGCUGUGCCGACCCAGCUGAGCCCAGACCACUGGACGCCAGGUCUCCACCGUCGCUCGUGCCCCAGCUAGCUCUCGGAUCCAAGGCAGCCGGGGCCCGAUCCUCCCCUGUCCCUAUCCUGCUCCGACCCUCCACUUCACCUCCGGCGUCGUGACACCGGCUGUCUGCAGCAGCCCGUUGGUCAUGAAAUCCCUCAGGUUGCUGGCUUCUACUCUCUUCUGCUGCCUUCUACUGAUCAAGGGGUUAGGAGCUGCGCCCCCAGGACGCCCUGAGGCACAGCCUCCUCCCCUCAGCUCUGAGCAUAAAGAGCCAGUGGUAGCUGGGGACGCAGUGCCCGGGCCAAAGGAUGACAGCACCCCAGAAGUCAGAGCCGCUCGGAAUUCCGAGCCACAGGAUGAGGGAGAGCUUUUCCAGGGCGUGGAUCCCCGGGCGCUGGCCGCGGUGCUGCUACAAGCACUGGACCGCCCGGCCUCGCCCCCGGCGCCAGGUGGCUCCUCGCAGGGGCCAGUGGAAGACCCAGCAGAAGCUCUGCUGACCGAGACGGUGCGCAGCCAGACGCACAGCCUCCCGGCGCCAGAGACCCAGGCGCCUGCCGCCCUGCCUCACUCCCAGACUCAGGAGAACAUUCCCGAAGCGGGCGAUCCCAAUGAGGAGCUCGAGGCGCUAGCGUCCCUGCUCCAGGAACUUCGAGAUUUCAGUCCGAGCAACGCCAAGCGCCAACAAGAGACGGCGGCGGCAGAGACGGAAACCCGCACGCAUACGCUGACCCGCGUCAACCUGGAGAGCCCGGGGCCCGAACGUGUGUGGCGCGCCUCCUGGGGAGAGUUCCAGGCGCGCGUCCCGGAGCGCGCGCCUCUGCCGCCCCCAGGCCCCUCGCAAUUCCAAGCGCGCGUGUCUGAGAGCGGGCCCCUUCCCGAAACCCACCAGUUUGGGGAAGGAGUGUCCUCCCCGAAAACACACUUGGGCGAGGCUCUGGCACCCUUAUCCAAAGUGUACCCGGGCCUGGGGACCCCCUUCCCCAAGGCGCGCCGGCCGGAGAGCGCACUGCUGGGCGGCUCUGAGGCGGGCGAGCGCUUACUCCAGCAAGGGCUAGCGCAGGUGGAGGCCGGGCGGCGGCAGGCGGAGGCCACGCGGCAGGCAGCCGCGCAGGAGGAACGGCUGGCCGACCUCGCCUCCGACCUGCUGCUCCAGUAUUUGCUGCAGGGCGGAGCCCGGCAGCGCGGCCUGGGGGGUCGGGGGCUGCAGGAGACGCAGGAGCGAGGGCGCGAGCGGGAGGAGGAGGCGGAGCAGGAGAGACGCGGCGGGGAGGAGAGGCUGGGAGAUGAGGACGAGGACGAGGAGGCGGCGGAGGCGGAGGCGGAGGCGGAGGAGGCGGAGAGGGCGCGGCAGAACGCGCUGCUGUUUGCCGAGGAAGAGGAGGACGGGGAAGCCGGAGCCGAGGACAAGCGCUCCCAGGAGGAGACGCCAGGCCACCGACGGAAAGAGGCAGAGGAGGGCGGGGAGGAGGAGGACGACGAGGACAUAGACCCGCAGACCAUUGACAGCCUCAUCGAGCUGUCCACUAAACUCCACCUGCCAGCGGACGAUGUGGUCAGCAUCAUCGAGGAGGUGGAGGAGAAGCGGAAGCGGAAAAAGAACGCCCCUCCCGAGCCCGUGCCAGCCCCCCGGGCCGCCCCUGCCCACGUCCGCUCCCCGCAGCCCCCGCCCCCCGCCCCUGCCCGCGAGGAGCUGCCGGACUGGAACGAGGUGCUCCCGCCCUGGGAUCGGGAGGAGGACGAGGUGUUCGCCCCCGGGCCCUACCACCCUUUCCCCAACUAUAUUCGGCCGCGGACACUGCAGCCGCCUGCGGCCUCGCGUCGCCGCCACUACCACCACGCCCUGCCGCCUUCGCGCCACUAUCCCGACUCGGAGGCCGCGGCGCGCCGCGCGCAAGAGGCAGCAGAGGCGGAGGAGCGCCGGCUGCAGGAGGAAGAGGAGCUGGAGAAUUACAUUGAGCACGUGCUGCUCCGGCGCCCGUGACCCGCCCCGGCUCCGCCCCCGCGCGCCCCCGCCGCGCGCGACACCUCUCCCCCCUCCGUGUCGCUCCUCCCCCUCUCGGUGUUUGCAUGCGCCCCAGCCCCGCCC